AUGUCGGCGCAGAAAUACAUAAUCACUGUGGGCCUCGUGAUCGCCGCUCUACUGGCCAUCAACAUUGGAACCGCUACUGGCUUCAGUUCCCUUGCUGCUGCAAACAAAUCGCACAAUCUGAUCGUCGGCUACAGGUUGCCAGGUGACAGACUCGUAGUUAGACAGAGUAUCGUCAAGAACUCCUCCUGGAUGAGGAUCGUGACUGAAGAGAAGACCUUCAAUACCACGAGAUACGAACGCAUUACCCUUAUUCAAGCGCUCGAUCAGAAAACAAACGGCAAUGGUGCUUACGCGAGUAUCUUGAACGGUGGACCAGGACACACCAACUGUACCAUGAGAUUCAAGAGCCAGAGAGGUCAUGGUAUCAACUUCGUCGUCGAGGUUUACGCCCGCGCUUGA
Molecule: messenger RNA, 399 nt
Organism: Dinoponera quadriceps
Lineage: Eukaryota; Metazoa; Arthropoda; Insecta; Hymenoptera; Formicidae
Product: probable salivary secreted peptide
Exons: 1
Coding region: 1-399 (132 amino acids)
Source: RefSeq, a predicted model, not a curated record